AUGGACUACCCAUUACCGAGGAGAACUCGGUUGCAAAAAGCUUUGUUUUACAGAGAGUUCAACGAGAAGAAGAAGAAGCAGAAGAAGGCUGAUGGAGGGUCCGGUGGUGGUCUGAAUUUAGGGUUUGAUGGUGGUGGUGGGAGUGAUGUGGAUGGGGAAGUUGAAUCCAAUGGUGGAGUUAAUUUUGGUAGUUUUCAGAGGAAUGAGAGUUUGGGGAUUAUGAAAGUUCAGAAUUUGAAAAAGGGUAUGAGAAAAGAUCAGAAUUUUGACAAACCUAGUGUUGGUUCAAAGGAAAACAAAAGGUAUAGUCAAAGAUUGAAGAAUAACAAGAAUGUGAUUGGAAUGGGGCUUGAUGAUGAUGAUGAUGAGAGUGAUAACGAAGUUCAAAUCAUAGGUAUGAAGGAUAAGGAUGGUAGAGUGGUUGAGGAUAGUGUUGGGCUCAAUGAUGGAGAGAAGAGUUGCGGUUUAUCGAGUCAAGUUCGAUCACAGUUAAAGGAGGAGGUAAUUGAUGUUGUCUCUAUUGAUUUAGAGGUGCCGAGCGAGAGUGAUGGUGACAGUGAAUCUAUUGGCAAUGCUAAAGUUGCUAAUUUGGGGAAGAGAAGGCGAAUUUGUGGGUUGGAUAUUUUGGUUGAUUGUGAGAAAGAACUGGGUGAAGAAGAGAUUGAAAGGCCUACUACCAUGGCAGAACGUGUUUGUCUGAGACAUGUUUCUAAAUCCACAAAAUCUGAAAAGAAGAUACAGGAAUUUGGGGUUAGUGAAUCCAAUGGCAAUGCUAAAGUUGCUCAUUUGGGGCAGUUGAGUUCUUGUAGUUUGGAUGAUGAGGGAAAGGAGAGAAGCAUUGAAGGUGGGUUAAAGAGAAGGCGAAUUUGUGGGUUGGACAUUUUGGUUGAUUGUGAGAAAGAAGACGGUGUAGAAGAGAUUGAAAAGCCUAAAACCGUGGCAGAACGGGUUCAUCUGAGACAUGUUUCUAAAUCCACAAAAUCUGAAAAGAAGAAACAGAAGUUUGGGACUUUUAGUUGCCCAUUUACUCUUACUGGUGAUGAUUUUAAGACUGGUUUAAAAAAUUGUAACGAUGGAAAAUAUGUGUGGAAAGCUGGUGAGAAUGGUGAGGAAAGCGAAGAGGAAGUGAUGAGGCCUGCUAAGAGAAAGCGUAAUGCUGUGGGCUCUGCGAUUCCAAUAUCAGUUGAUAAGAUUCUUGCAGAUUCUAUUUGGGAGAAGGGAGAUGUGCCUCUGGAAAAUUUAGUUCCUUCUGAACACAAGGUUCCUGAUCAAGAAGCAACACUACCCUUAAAGUUCAGCUUUGGCUUUGAAGAUGAGGAUCCAAAACCACCUGAGAAAUCUUAUUGGGAAAUUGAAGCGGGUAAACUUUUUGCUGAGAGGGAUUUUGUUCUCGCAACUUGUGAGAUUGGUUCUUCAGAUUCUUUCAUGGUUGACAAUGAGGACAGUAUCACUCAAGACGCUGAAAGUGAUCCAGCUACCUGUUGCUGUCAAGGGAGGCAGCAGCUUGUUCUUGAUGAACAAAUUGGGCUAAAAUGCAAAUUUUGCUCUUUUGUGAAGUUGGAGAUUAAGCACAUCUUACCUUCAUUUAGUAAGCAUCCCUGGGGAAGAAGAACUAACAAGAAAAACUUAGGCAGCACAGACCAUUUCAAUCUUGAUGAUCUUCAGUUCCAAGACUCGGCUCCUCUAUACCAGUCUAGUUCUAAACGACACGCUUAUGCCAAAAGCACGGUGUGGGACAUCAUUCCCGGUGUUAAAGAUAGUAUGUAUCCACAUCAACGUGAAGGUUUUGAAUUUAUAUGGAAAAACAUAGCCGGAGGCAUGGACCUUGAAGAGUUGAAGAACAAGAAUGAUUUUGAUGGUGGAAGUGGAUGCAUUAUCUCACACGCCCCCGGUACAGGGAAAACUCGUCUGACAAUAGUAUUUCUCCAAACAUACAUGGCAUUAUAUCGAUCGUGCAGGCCAGUCAUUAUUGCUCCUAGCAGCAUGCUUUUGACCUGGGAAGAAGAGUUCAGGAAAUGGAAUGUUGAUAUACCCUUCCACAAUCUGAACAAACUGAACUAUUCAGGCCAGGAAAAUGAAGUGUCUGUUAGUCUAGCGAAGCAACAUGGACCCCAAGGACAAAAUGAAAACUCUAUUCGUCUGGCAAAGCUGUAUUCAUGGCAAAUGUGUGGAAGUGUCUUGGGGAUCAGCUACACGCUAUUUGAGCGACUUGUUGGGGAUGGUGUUUUUAGAAAAAUGCUUCUUGAACUUCCUGGUCUUUUGGUCCUUGACGAAGGCCACACUCCUCGCAACGAUCGAAGUCAAAUUUGGAAAGCCCUUUCAGGAGUCAAAACUCAAAAGCGCAUUAUCCUCUCAGGGACUCCUUUUCAAAACAACUUUCGCGAGCUCUUUAAUACACUUCGCUUAGUUAGACCCAAGUUCGCUGACAAGAUUGACCCCUUUGUGUAUGUACAUAGACAAGGGAGGAAAAGCAGUGCAGCAAGAGGGAAAUGGGAUUCGCUGACCAGCUCUAUUGGUAAGGAUAGCAAUAAUAAACUAGACAAACUCAAAUCCAUGAUCAACCCGUUUGUGCACGUACAUAAAGGUUCGAUACUCAAAGAAAGUCUUCCCGGUUUGAGGGACUCCGUGGUUGUUUUAGCACCAACGCACGUUGAGAAAGGCCUCAUCAAAGUCAUUCAAGGCAGGAAAAACCAACUCGAACGCUACCACCUUGUAUCUUUGAUUUCUGUAAACCCUUCGUUGUUGCUCAAGCGUUUAUCUGAAGAAGAAGCGCUCUCAAUUCACGAAGAUAGGCUAGAAAGGCUUAGAUUUGAUCCUAAAGCUGGUGUCAAAACAAAAUUCAUCAUAGAACUAAUCCGGCUAAGUCAGCCAUUGAAAGAAAAGGUUUUGGUUUUCAGUCAAUAUACCGUUCCAUUGACUUUCCUAAGAAAGCACCUUAAAUCCCACUUUGCUUGGACAGAAGGAAAAGAAUUAUUAUACAUGGAUGGAAAGUGCGAUGCAAAGCAGCGCCAGUCCUCAAUUAGUUUGCUCAACGAUCCUGCAAGUGAAGUACAAGUACUGCUUGCAUCAACAAAGGCGUGUUGUGAGGGGAUAAAUCUUGUUGGUGCUUCUAGAGUUGUUUUGCUCGAUGUUGUUUGGAACCCAUCUGUAGAAAGGCAAGCUAUAAGCCGGGCAUACAGGCUUGGUCAGAAGAAAAUUGUCUACCUCUACCGUCUGAUCACAUCUGGAACAAUGGAAGGUGAGAAAUACAUAAGACAGGCUGAGAAGGACCGGUUAUCUGAGUUGCUGUUUUCUUCGUCGGAUGACGGAGUUUGUAGGUCAGAAAAAAUCUCAUGUACAGUCAGUGAAGAUGAGAUCCUACAAGAGAUGGUUCAGCACAAGAAGCUCAGCCAUAUGUUUGAAAAAAUUCUCAACCAACCAAAAGAAUCUGAUUUAAUCGACACUUUUGGUUUGGUUGAUUUGUGAAAAAACUGUCCAACAUUCUUUUUCCGGCAUUUGUAAAUGCAGUGUAGGAGUCUGUAAUACGGGGAUUGAUGCAGAUUGGUAUUUUUGCUUCCAUUAACCAUGUAAUACUAGUGUCUAUAGCAAAUGGGCUUUGAUUCUGUUUUCUGAAUUUUUUUAUGGUAACUUAUGAAUACUGA
Molecule: messenger RNA, 3641 nt
Organism: Camellia sinensis
Lineage: Eukaryota; Viridiplantae; Streptophyta; Magnoliopsida; Ericales; Theaceae
Product: SNF2 domain-containing protein CLASSY 3-like
Biological process (GO): gene silencing by siRNA-directed DNA methylation
Molecular function (GO): ATP binding
Source: RefSeq, a predicted model, not a curated record